Molecule: messenger RNA, 1908 nt
Organism: Elephantulus edwardii (Cape elephant shrew)
Lineage: Eukaryota; Metazoa; Chordata; Mammalia; Macroscelidea; Macroscelididae
Gene: PXN
Product: paxillin
Exons: 12
Coding region: 1-1908 (635 amino acids)
Biological process (GO): transforming growth factor beta receptor signaling pathway; substrate adhesion-dependent cell spreading; endothelial cell migration
Source: RefSeq, a predicted model, not a curated record
AUGUCAGGGCCAGCAGAAUCCCUGGUUGAGGAAGCCUGUCAACGAAGGCUAACUUGCAUCAACCCGGAGUUGAGAUUCCAGCUUUGCCCCUACAGCCAGCUCCAGCAGUGCGGGGAUGUGGCUUGUCCCCCAGAACCUCCCUCUGUGUGCGAUUGUCAGCACGCCCUGCUGGCAGACUUAGAGUCUACCACCUCUCACAUCUCCAAGCGGCCGGUCUUCUUAUCCGAAGAGACCCCCUACUCGUACCCAACUGGAAACCACACCUACCAGGAGAUUGCCGUGCCGCCUCCAGUCCCCCCGCCCCCGUCCAGUGAGGCCCUCAAUGGCACCAUCCUUGACCCCUUAGACCAGUGGCAGCCCAGCGGCCCCCGAUUCAUCCACCAGCAGCCUCCAUCCCCGUCGCCCACGUCUGGCUCCAGUGCCCCUGUCCCCCAGGGGAGCAGCCUCAGUUCUCCGUGUUCCCGAGCAGGCGAGGAGGAGCACGUGUACAGCUUCCCCAAUAAGCAGAAGUCGGCUGAGCCUUCACCCACCGUGAUGAGCGCCUCGUUGGGCAGCAACCUUUCGGAACUCGACCGGCUGCUGCUGGAGCUGAACGCUGUGCAGCACAGCCCCUCCGGCUUCCCUGCAGAUGAGGCCAGCUCCAGUCCCCCGCUGCCCGAAGCCCUGAGCCCCCACUAUGGCAUCCCGGAGAACAACAGCCCCCUUGGGGGCAAAGCCGGGCCCCUGACAAAGGAGAAACCGAAGCGGAAUGGGGGCCGGGGGCUGGAAGACGUGAGGCCCAGCGUGGAGAGCCUGUUGGAUGAGCUGGAGAGCUCCGUACCCAGCCCCGUCCCCGCGAUCACUGUGAACCAGGGCGAGAUGAGCAGCCCGCAGCGCGUCACCUCCAGCCAGCAGCAGACACGCAUCUCGGCCUCCUCGGCUACCCGAGAGCUGGACGAGCUCAUGGCUUCGCUGUCAGAUUUUAAGAUCCAGACCCUGGAGCAGAGCGCAGACGGAGAGCUGUGCUGGGCGGCUAGCUGGGCUCCGGAUGGCAGGCAGAGCGGUCAAGGGCGAGACGAGGGAGGGUUCAUGGCCCAAGGGAAGGCCGGGAGCAGUUCCCCGCCUGGCGGGUCCCUGAAGCCAGGGAGCCAGCUCGACAGCAUGUUGGGAAGCCUUCAGUCGGACCUCAACAAACUUGGGGUGGCCACAGUCGCCAAGGGUGUCUGUGGGGCCUGCAAGAAGCCCAUUGCCGGGCAGGUUGUGACCGCCAUGGGCAAGACGUGGCACCCGGAGCACUUUGUCUGCACCCACUGCCAGGAGGAGAUCGGCUCCCGGAACUUCUUUGAGCGGGAUGGGCAGCCGUACUGUGAAAAGGACUAUCACAACCUGUUCUCGCCACGCUGCUACUACUGCAACGGCCCGAUCCUGGAUAAAGUAGUGACGGCCCUUGACCGGACGUGGCACCCUGAACACUUCUUCUGUGCCCAGUGCGGGGCCUUCUUUGGUCCUGAAGGCUUUCACGAGAAGGACGGCAAGGCCUACUGCAGGAAGGAUUACUUUGACAUGUUUGCGCCCAAGUGUGGCGGCUGUGCCCGGGCCAUCCUGGAGAACUACAUCUCGGCCCUCAACACCCUGUGGCACCCUGAGUGCUUCGUGUGCCGGGAGUGCUUCACGCCCUUCGUCAACGGCAGCUUCUUCGAGCACGACGGGCAGCCGUACUGUGAGGUGCACUACCACGCGCGGCGCGGCUCGCUCUGCUCCGGCUGCCAGAAGCCCAUCACGGGCCGCUGCAUCACCGCCAUGGCCAAGAAGUUCCACCCCGAGCACUUCGUCUGUGCCUUCUGCCUCAAGCAGCUCAACAAGGGCACCUUCAAGGAGCAGAACGACAAGCCUUACUGUCAGAACUGCUUCCUCAAGCUCUUCUGCUAG